AUGGCCGACAAGCAAGAUUGGCGAAGAGAGGACGAAGAUGAUGGCGAGCAAGAGGUUGACGAAAACAGCUACAAGGCGCAGAAGGACGCUAUCUUGCUCGCGAUAGAUGUGAGCAAGUCCAUGUUGGAGCCGCCGCCACCUUCAGAUUACAAGAAGGCAGACCGCGAUAGUCCUGUGCAGGCGGCCUUAAAAUGCGCCUACCACCUGAUGGAGCAGCGCAUCAUCUCCAACCCCAAGGACAUGAUGGGCAUCCUUCUUUUUGGCACUGAAAAGUCCAAGUUCCAAGAAUCAGGCGACAGCCGAGGUGGUUUGGGCUACCCGCACUGCUAUCUGUUCACUGAUCUUGACGUUCCUGCGGCUGAAGAUGUCAAGGCUCUAAAGGCCCUAGUCGAGGAAGGUGAAGAUGAAGAUGAGGUAUUGACACCUUCCGAUGAACCCGUCAGCAUGUCCAACGUGCUAUUCUGCGCGAACCAGAUCUUUACGACCAAAGCGGCAAAUUUUGGAAGUCGUCGUUUGUUCAUUGUGACGGACAACGCCAAUCCCCAUGCAUCAGAUAAACAGGCCAAGUCUGCUGCGGCUGUUCGAGCCAAGGAUCUCUACGACCUCGGAAUUAUGAUAGACCUAUUUCCCAUUACCAGAGGAGACGCCACUUUUGACGUACACAAGUUUUACGAUGAUAUAAUAUAUCGCGACCCUGUUGGAGAAGCAAACAUGUCUGAGGUUCGAACAUCAAAAUCCGGAGAUGGAUUGACUCUACUCAGCUCCCUGAUCUCAAACGUCAACUCGAAACAGACGGCAAAACGGGCCCUGUUCUCAAACCUGCCAUUUGAGAUCGCGCCGGGACUCCGUAUCUCUGUCAAGGGGUACAAUAUCGUGCAUCGUCAAGUUCCAGCCCGGACUUGCUACAUCUGGUUAGAUGGCGAAAAGGCGCAGAUUGCUUCAGGCGAAACCACACGUAUUGCGGAGGAUAGCGCCAAAGUAAUCGAAAAGGGAGAUAUAAAGAAGGCUUACAAGUUUGGGGGUGAAUAUGUCUACUUUACCCCUGACGAACAAAAGUCGUUGAAGGACUUUGGAUCGCCCGUUAUUCGCAUCAUUGGCUUCAAGCCCCGCAGCUUGCUUCCUAUAUGGGCCAGCACCAAGAAGUCUACAUUCAUUUUCCCAAGUGAAGAAGACUACGUUGGUUCAAGUCGAGUUUUCACAGCGUUAUGGCAGAAGCUUCUCAAGGACGACAAAAUGGGCAUUGCUUGGUGCAUCACUCGUGCCAAUGCGCAACCGAUGCUGGCCGCUAUCAUACCGUCUAGAGAACGGUCUGACGACGACUCAGGCACGCCUUACCUGCCUGCCGGUCUCUGGAUCUACCCUCUACCAUUCCAGGAUGACUUGCGAAACAUCAACCCUCCAAGCGAGGUAUUGCGAACCUCUGACGAGCUCACGACGCAAAUGAGAACCAUCGUUCAGCAGCUUCAACUGCCUAAAGCGAUGUACAAUCCAUCUAAGUACCCCAACCCAGCUUUGCAAUGGCAUUACAGAAUUCUCCAAGCCCUAGCGCUGCAAGAAGAAGUGCCCGAAAAAGCGGAUGAUGCAACAGAGCCCAAGUACAAAGCCAUCAGCAAACGCGCAGGCGGUUACUUGGAAGACUGGUCUGAAUGCUUGGCACAAGAAGCAGGCAAAGUUGCGAACAGCAAGGCGACCAAACGUGAAACAGAUGAUGAGGAUGUGGAAAGACCAGCAAAGAAAUCGAGAGGGGCAUCGGAGAAGGCAUCUGGCUCCUCCUUCAGCAUGGAGCAGUUGAAGACAGCAAUUAACGGUGGCGGCAUUAACAAAAUGACCGUGGUGCAGCUCAGGGACUUGCUUGCUACCAAGGGAAUGAGUACGGCUGGCAGGAAGAUGGAGUUGAUCGAGAGGGUUGAACAAUGGGUGGAAGAAAACUCGUGA
This is a messenger RNA of Fusarium graminearum PH-1, 1935 nucleotides long. RefSeq lists its product as uncharacterized. Lineage: Eukaryota; Fungi; Ascomycota; Sordariomycetes; Hypocreales; Nectriaceae. The transcript has 2 exons. Gene Ontology annotation, molecular function: DNA helicase activity; telomeric repeat DNA binding; damaged DNA binding. Gene Ontology annotation, biological process: cellular response to X-ray; double-strand break repair via nonhomologous end joining; cellular response to gamma radiation. Bases 1 to 1935 code for a protein of 644 amino acids. The record is from RefSeq and is a predicted model, not a curated record. Gene Ontology annotation, cellular component: Ku70:Ku80 complex; nucleus.